Molecule: messenger RNA, 3286 nt
Organism: Eremomyces bilateralis CBS 781.70
Lineage: Eukaryota; Fungi; Ascomycota; Dothideomycetes; Eremomycetales; Eremomycetaceae
Product: kinase-like protein
Exons: 3
Coding region: 118-3216 (1032 amino acids)
Biological process (GO): autophagy; peptidyl-serine phosphorylation; protein autophosphorylation
Cellular component (GO): cytoplasm; autophagosome
Molecular function (GO): protein serine/threonine kinase activity; ATP binding
Source: RefSeq, a predicted model, not a curated record
ACCGCUACGCUGUACCCUCAUCUUCACUGGUAGUACGUAGUGCACGGGGAGACAUCCGGUCGAGUCGAUCGUCAUCCGCCGCAUCGCGGCUGUCGCCGCCGAGAUUGGACGUUCACUAUGGCUGCACGACCGCCUCCAUCGAGCUCGAGCUCGAGCUCGCGUCGGACCGUGGCCUCUAGCGCGCCCGUAAUAGUCGGUCAGUUCCGACGGAUGGACGAAGUUGGGAAAGGUAGCUUCGCGAGGGUCUACAGGGGCGUUCAUAUGGAACGCGGCACCGUCGUUGCAAUCAAGUCCGUCAACCUAUCCAAGUUGAGCAAGAAACUCCGAGAAAACCUCGAGGCGGAGAUUGCAAUGCUACACAGCAUGCACCACCCUCAUGUCGUCGCUCUCAUCAGGUGCGUCAAGGAGACGUUGUAUAUACAUAUCGUCACCGAGUUCUGCGAACUGGGCGAUCUAUCCCAGUUUAUCAAAUGCCGCGACACCCUCCACCAGCACGUCACCACGGCGGAGAUGAUGAAAAAAUAUCCCAACCCGCCGGUUGGCGGCCUGAACGAGGUGAUUGUCCGCCAUUUUCUAAAGCAAAUCGUCUGCGCGCUGGAGUUCCUCUAUCAUCGGAACUGCGUCCAUCGGGACAUCAAACCCCAAAACCUCCUCCUCGUCCCGUCCCCGCUCUGGUACGCGAAACACAAAUCCGAUCAGAUGCCCAUGUCGGCAAGCAAGGGCUCAUUUCUUCCCUCGGUCGGACUGGAAUCUUUGCCAGUGUUGAAAAUCGCCGAUUUCGGCUUUGCCCGAUCAUUGCCGAAAACAUCCAUGGCAGAGACGCUUUGUGGAUCGCCCCUAUACAUGGCUCCCGAGAUCCUCUCAUAUCAGCGGUACGAUGCCAAGGCUGAUCUUUGGUCGGUCGGCACUGUGAUCUAUGAGAUGAUGGUCGGCAGACCUCCAUUUCGGGCUAGCAAUCAUGUGGAUCUGUUAAAAAAGAUCCAGAAAAAUCGCGACAAUGUCGAGUAUGUCGAGGGCAUGGCGAUUAGCGAACCGGUGGACCACCUCAUCCGGGGUCUUCUCAAAUCAUCUGCCACACAGCGCAUGAGUUUUGAGCGACUGUUCGAACAUCCGGCGGUCGUGGACGAGAUCCCCAAUCUCGUAGGCGAAGAUGCUGCACAGGCAUCGAAAUCGGCCUCAAUCAGUUCACUGCAAAGACAGUCAUCGAGCUUCUCUCGAGAGGCUAGGGAACGAUCUAAGCCAGAGAGCAUCCCAUCUAGUCACCGUGCCACAUCCUCGCAAAAGCCUGCCCGACCUGCCUCCGGAACCCCAGUCAUCAACACAUCAAGGCCAUCAUCCCGGGAGGAGCGUUUUUCAACCCCUCCAACCUCCGCUAAAGAUGUCCAACUCCCCGAGAGAACUGAUCGUCGUCCGACCAUGACCGGUCACGCAACGGCACCCGCGACGGCGCCACUAGCAGCCCCGGAGCGCGAACGUGCCCCGGAGCGCGAACGUACCCCCGUAGCUGCAGCCAUGCUGAUGGAGCGCCGCAACAGCCGCGCAUCGCCGACUGCUUCCGUACUCAAGGAGCACCUUGACCGCGAACGAACCCCGAAAGGGGCCGAGGAACGGGUGGUGAGGGAAGCGCGAGACCGGGAAGCGCGUGAACGGGAAAAAGCCGCACAUGAUGUGGCGUUUGAACGUGAUUACGUGGUGGUUGACAGACGACAGCUGGAGAUCAAUGCUUUGGCGGACGAACUGAACUAUAGUCCUCACAUUCAGCGAGAUCAGCCAGGGGAAUUACGCAAGCGACAACAACCCGUGGUGAUUCGUCGGGCCACGACACAGGGACAACCCACUUCAACGACAGGUGCUGAUACAAACCCGACACGGGCCAUUGCAAUCGCAAACAAGCAAACCCCUGACCAUCCGCAAGGCAUUUCAUAUGAACGACGGUACGGUCCGAGCCCUGGCUCCGCCACCUCUACGAUUUCAAAAGCUCUGAAUAUGGCAAACAUUCGACUCCUGAAUCUAGGCAUGGGGUUCUCACCACCCGGCCGGUUAUCCCCCCCCAAAGGUUAUGCCGGUUUCCCCACAUACCCUACGGUCGGGCAGAGCAGCCUCGUAGUUGUUGGGGACGGCGGAAAGGUCGAAAGUGAGCCCAAAGAUGAAGAUGCGAAGAUUGUCUUGUACCUCGAAGAGCUCGCGUCCCGCAGCGACGUUGUAUACGGCUUUGCGGAAGUAAAGUAUCGUCAAUUGGUCCCAGCUCCGCCCUCAGAGAACCGUGGUCUCGGCCUCGGCCUUGGUGCCGGAGACCCUAAAGUCGGCGAUCAAGAGGCCAACGACACCGAUGACGAUGGCUUCACGGUCGACAUCAUCAUCACCAUCUGCGAAGAGGCUCUCGUGCUUUAUAUCAAAGCGCUCGAAAUGCUUGAGCGCGUGAUCGAUAUCGGCGGGAACUGGUGGGGAAGGCAGAAGAACACCGUACCCGGCCCUAGUUCCGAACCAUCCGGGUCGCGUCCUGGAUCGUCGUCGGAGCCACCGCCCAUGUUCAGGCGCAUCAACAAUGUCAUCCAAUGGGGUCGUGCGAGAUAUAACGAGUGUGGGGAGAAAGCGGACUUCGCCAUGCAUAAGCUAAAGGACGCGCAGAACAAGCUCCCGUUAAAUCAUCCUGGGCAUCCAAACAACCAUCCGCACGACAGCAUCAGUCGGUCCGACAUCAGCCACAACAGCGGAGUGGUCGCAUCCAUGGAGCGGGUCUUCUUAUCGACUGGGGUCACGGCCGAGAAGAUCAUGUACGAACGCGCACACGAGAUGUGCCAACAGGCAGCUGUAAAUGAUUUAAUGAACCAGGACCUGGAAGGGUGCGAUGUGUGUUAUAUGACCGCGAUCAGGAUGUUGGAGGUGGUGUUAGAGGUUGGCGAUAAUCAAGAGGCAACCGAGGCGAUUACGGGGAUCGAAAGAGAUGAUCGAUCGUCGAUCGAAAAGGUUCUCGAAUACGCCAAAUCCCGCCACAAAAACCUCCGACGCAAGUUAGAGACGCAAAAGCUGCAACGAGCCGCUGCCGAGCGAGAGGCCAAGCGCGCCUCCCUUACGACCGUUCCCAUGCAACGGCAGCGAUCCGGUGGGUCGUCCAAGAGGGGCUCGCCGGCUGCCAGCCCGAGGAUGAGCACGCCGCCGAUUGCUCGCAUGGCAACGCCCCCGAAUCCCCGGUUACCGAGUUCACCGAAAUAUUGAAUAUAUCCAACCUCGUAGGCGUAAUGCGGAGGUUCAUGGGCAUUUACCGCUCCCGGAUCCUCACCAAACA